CGUUGCAGCAACUGCUCCUUCGCGGAGCUUGCAAGGAGGAGGCGGAGAAGAAGAAGAAGGAGAAGGAGGAGCAGGAGCCGGGAAAGAGGCAGGGAGGAACCCGCUCGCAGCCUCGCCAGUCCCGGGCGAGCUUUUCCACCGCAUCUGGAGGGCUGCGAGAGAGAUCCGGAAGGGGGGAAACUCUGCGCAACGCCCAGCGUGGGAUCCAGCAAGCGACUCUGCGCCCUUUUUGUUCUCCUCCCCGCUUUCCUCUCUCCUCGGCUGCAAAACUGAAAACCUUCCUCCUCGGGGAAGAAAGAGGCUCGGCUCCUCCUGCGCCCGCCGCCGACGCCGCCUCUGGAGCAACAUCUGGAGCGACUUUCCGCCCCCCAGAUGCCAAACGCAGCUCCCCUCUCGCCCUCCCCAGAGGCAGCUUCGUUUUAGCAGUUGGGUUGCGCUUUUUUUUUUUUUACGGGGGAGAAAGAAAGAAAGAAAGAAAGAAAGAAAGAAAGAAAGAAAGAAAGAAAGAAAGAAAGAAGAGGAGAGACAGGAAGGGACAAAUCUGUACUCCUCUUUAGGGAGAAAGUGUGUCCAGUUUUCCUGGGAUCGCAGAGCGCUCUCUACCCAGCAGCUGUGCCAAAUUUUUGGACCGCGAAAAGCGUUUGGUGGUUGGUAACUGUUAAAGAGUGGGCGGGAAGGGGCUCUGUAUUUAUUUAUUUAUUACCCCCCCCCAAAAAAAACAACCCAUUAAGGAAAGAGAGAUUGUGCAUUCGGAUCGAAGCAUUCAUAGCUUACAUUUUUUUAACAUACACUGUACUGUAUAUAUAAUUGAGGGGCGUGCAAGAUGUAUUUCCAAGGAAGAGUCUCGGGUGAAACGGACGUGAAAGUGACGAGAGCCGCCUUUACCUGCCUUCUUCUGCUGCUCCAAUCCCUCCCUGCAAAGGUUUGGGCCCGCCAGCGCUGUGAAAACGGGCGCUUCACCUCCGCCGGAGAUUGCUGCAACCACUGCCCCCCGGGUUUUGGGGUGGCCGCUCCUUGCGGGAGCGCCAACACCAAGUGCGAGCCGUGUCAAGAAAGCGUGACGUUCUCCCCCGUCGCCAGCGCCACGGAGCCGUGCCGGCCUUGCUCGGUGUGUCCGGGCCACGCGCUCCUGCUGGCUCCCUGCACCCCUGCCCACGACACGGUCUGCGCCGCCAGCUGCCCCCGGGGGCAUUACCUCCCUGCUGGAAACGGGAGCCAGGGCAACGGGCAGUGCCUCCCUUGCCAAGUUUGCCCCGAAGGCUACGGAGCCCUGAAGCCCUGCGGCUCCAGCAGCGACGCCGUGUGCCAGAGGUGCCCAAACGGCUAUUACUCGGAGUCAAAGAGCUCUGUGGAAGCCUGCCAGCCCUGCCGGCAAUCGUGCGGCAAAAGCGAGGUCAUGAUCCAGGCCUGCACGCCUCUCUCGGACACGCUGUGCAUGGAUAAAGAGCUUCAGAUCCUGAAACGCAGCCAGGGUGAGGCCCGGAAGGAGUUCCCCAAAAGGACGCCGCUUCUGGAUUCGGAAGGCAGCCUCGCCCCCAAUGCUUCCUCUUCAGAAUUUGGGCCGCCGUUGGCCGAGGACAACAGCAAGGACAUAAUCCCCGUCUACUGCUCCAUCCUGGCAGCCGUGGUGGUGGGACUCGUUGCCUACGUGGCUUUCAAAUCCUGGAGCUCAUGCAAGCAGAAGAAGCAGCUGGCCAAGGCCCGAGCGGGGGAUCUGGUGGCGUCCCCAGAUGGCGAGAAGCUUCACAGCGACAGCGGGGUCUUCCUCGACACCCACAGCCUGCAGGACCAGCACCUUCCCAAAAAAGUGCACAGGAUUGAACCCCGCCUGUACACGAACCUCCCGCCCCACAAGCAAGAAGAGGUGGAGCAGCUUCUGGAAGCCCCCGCCCACGGCAAAGACUGGCGCUGCCUGGCCAACCACCUGGGCUACGAGGAAGAGACCAUCGACGCCUUCGGACGGGGGGAGGCCCCCGCCCACACCCUGCUCUCCGACUGGUCAGCCAAGGAAGGGGCCACGCUGGAGUCCCUCUGCACGGCCCUGGCGGCCAUCGAGAGGGCGGACGUGGCAGAGAACUUGAGCGCCCCCGCCGAGGUCAGCUCCGUGGUGUGAUGGGGGGGGGGGCGGACCUGCUGGCCCAGCAGGUGGACUGACUAAGGGUUACGUUUGUUUGUUUGUUUGG
This is a messenger RNA of Zootoca vivipara (common lizard), 2183 nucleotides long. RefSeq names its product tumor necrosis factor receptor superfamily member 16. NCBI's taxonomy places the organism in Eukaryota, Metazoa, Chordata, Lepidosauria, Squamata, Lacertidae. The record is from RefSeq and is a predicted model, not a curated record. Gene Ontology annotation, biological process: Rho protein signal transduction. Gene Ontology annotation, molecular function: nerve growth factor binding; death receptor activity; coreceptor activity. Gene Ontology annotation, cellular component: plasma membrane; cell surface.